AUGGUCUCAAAAACCCCAACCGAAGAACAAUCACAUUCUCCCAGAGGCAGCGCUGCAUCUCAACUACACAACAUGAAAGCAUCACCAGAAUCAACAGACUUUGACACGAAUCGAUAUAUAAAGGGCAGAGACAGGAGACGCAAACGAGUUUCCAAGGCUUGUGAGCGAUGUCGAGUAAAGAAAAUCAAGUGUGACGGCGAACUUCCUUGUCAAAAGUGCAAAAAGCAUGGCAAUGUCUGCACUGCGGCCAUCCGCAAGAGAACAAUUCACGUGGAAUACAAGCAGGUCCCUAAGAGCUACGUUGAGUUUCUUGAAAUCACACAUUUGGCCAUGAUUGGUACUGUUCACAAACUAUACAUGAUGAUCCAGAAGAAUCAGUCAUGGGACCUUGGCGAGCCAGAGUUGAAUGACCAAGGUGAAUUGGUCAUCCACGACAUAGCUAAGAAGCUGGGAUGUAUUGGUCCCAACGAUGAAAUCGAGCUGCCCAUUCAGUACGAAUUGCCGGCAACUGCUUCCGGCAUGGCAAGAGUCGCGGCCCAUCCGAAGCGACUGCAGUAUGGAGGUUACGAUGCAGAAGAUAGCGACGGUAAGGAGCCAGACUCACCCACAAAUGAUUCUGCAGACGGAAGCGUUCCAUCGCAGGAACAAUUGCAGGGCGUCGAAACUGAGCUCAACUACCGACGAGAAGCUUUUGCUAGCCAUAAUCACCACGUGAAAAAGUCUCCUCAAAGCGCUUACAGCUUUGACGACUUGGACAAUAGCCAUUCUGGGUCUGAGGGAGCCAACAGCUGCGUUACAUCAUCACCGUAUAAUUCACCAAUUUCAGACGGCACCGAAUUUUCUCAGCCUUCAUGGGGAACGAUGCCCGACGACAUGACGCUUUUCCUUGAACGAUACGGGCCGAUACCAGUUACAGAGAAGAUGACUUGGGAGUUUGGCGAUUCAAAUUUUGGCACACAGAAAAACAACUUUUCCGGGACGUCUGAUAUUGAGUCGCUACUCAUGGAGAACCAGAUAAUGUUUCCUGAUUACAAUAAUCUUUUCGGAAUAGGCAUCGCAGACACUGUUAGUAUAGGAAGAAGACCAAGUACAUGUACUUAG
Messenger RNA from Trichoderma gamsii, 1101 nucleotides. RefSeq lists its product as hypothetical. Bases 1 to 1101 code for a protein of 366 amino acids. NCBI's taxonomy places the organism in Eukaryota, Fungi, Ascomycota, Sordariomycetes, Hypocreales, Hypocreaceae. Gene Ontology annotation, biological process: regulation of DNA-templated transcription. The transcript has 3 exons. The record is from RefSeq and is a predicted model, not a curated record. Gene Ontology annotation, molecular function: zinc ion binding; DNA-binding transcription factor activity, RNA polymerase II-specific.